Messenger RNA from Chlamydomonas reinhardtii, 4512 nucleotides. RefSeq lists its product as uncharacterized. The coding region runs from base 73 to 3891 and encodes 1272 amino acids. Gene Ontology annotation, molecular function: kinase activity; FAD binding. The record is from RefSeq and is a predicted model, not a curated record. The transcript has a single exon. Lineage: Eukaryota; Viridiplantae; Chlorophyta; Chlorophyceae; Chlamydomonadales; Chlamydomonadaceae.
ACCGCUGCCUUGUCUUACCGCGCAGUACGUAAUCGCUUACCUCCCUCUACAUUCCUGACAACUUCCUCACAAAUGCGUCGCGGUCGCAACUCUGGAGAUGGGCAAGGCAGCUCGGCACACAGCAGCCGUAUCAAUAGAAUUAUUGAGAACCUAGAAUACUUUGCGAGUCUGCGUGAGAGCAGUCAAGCCGUCGGCGCCCAGGUGACGGCUUUCUCGCAAGCGCGAGCAGGCGCCUUAACGCCAGCCGACUGGAAAGCCGCGGACGGCUCGCAUGGCCGCCUGAUUGUGUCUCUAGUCGGCGCGCAUGUCUGGGCUGCUCGGGCGCUGGCUGCUCGGGCGCUGGAGCUGGACAUCGAGCACAUGGACGCCCUGGAUGUGUUCGUUGGCACGCAGAACUUGGCAGACACCCUCGUCAACCUGAUGCCGGCUGAGGAGCGCAAGCUGCUGGCGCUAGCUUUCAUCAGGGCAGACACUCUCAGCCUACAUGCACGGCUACUGGCGCGUGUGGCUCGCGGGAGCGCAGAUGGUGACGGCAGCAACGGCGGUGGCGGCAGCGGCGGCGGCAGCAGCGGCAGCGGCGACAGCGGCGGCUCAGGCACAGGCCGCGGCGCCACAAGCGCAGCUAUGACCGCGGCGCAGCGAGCCGCUGCGAUGAUACGUGUUCAGCUUUUGGUUUUGAAUGCCGCGUCGUCUAUGCUGCGUAUGCUGCUGUUGUGCCGCGACGCCUUCAUCGAGCUGCGCGCUGCCCUUCUCCGCACCCAGCUCUUCGAGCACAUAUCGGCAGCGCUGCUGAGUGCCGCAGCUGUGACCGUGACGGGUGCAUUGACCAACAUGGACGCCAACUGGGGAUCGCUGCUCACGUGCGCUUCCAUCGUGGGGUCGUGCAUUAACUUACUGAUUCAGGGGAUAGGACAAGUGGAGGAUUACAAGAAGCAGGAGACUCCGCAGUGGCAGCCGGAGACCGUGGGCGGCGGGGCGCCUGCCCCGCGACAGCCCCUUACGCAGGUCAUCGAGCUGGAGAUGGUGCGGCAGCUGUUGGGCGGCCGCUGCCUGCAGGCGUGUGCGGUCUGGAUGACGCGGGUGGUGGAGGCAACCUUCCGGGAGGGCAGCGCCGCAAGCAGCGCAGCAGCACCCGGACAAGCCGGCGUGCAGGAUCCGGCAGGGCAGGCUCUGGGCUCGGGGCACGGCGCGGCGGGGUCAGGUGCUGCCGCGGCGGCGGCGGGGGCGGCGGCGGCGACGACGGCUGCGCCUGCUGCUGGCGGCAGCGGGGCGCCGCAGCGGUGGCGGCCAGAGGCAGCGGGGGAUGCCGUCGCGGUCUGUCGGGCACUGGUCAGGCCGGCUUUGCCGCUCGCUCUCGUCACGCAAAACACAAACGCAUACAUCGUGCCUGCUGCCUAUGCUUUGGCGAUCAGCGCGCGGGAGUGCCCCAUCCGUCUCGCGCUCACACCUCCACUACGGUGGGAUGCCAUAGCAGCGGGCGUGGACACGGGCGCAGGUGUAGGCGGUGUAUGUGCCCAGGAGCAGCAGCAGCAAGUGCUCUGCGCACCUGAUGCAGAAGGAGCACCUACACCAGCAGCAGCCGCGGGAGCGGCGGCAGCAUCCCCCGCAGGAGCAGGAGCGGCGGCCGUCGCAGCUUCCGCACGGCUGCAGGCACCAUCGCGAUCCGCGGGGCCCGAGGCUGCAGCGGUGGAACGCACACGUGCCGUGAACACGUAUGACGUGUUGUAUGGCGCUGUGGGCGCCAUGAGCGCUGGUAGAAACACAAACGUGGACCUGCAGGACCGCGGCAUAUUUGGCACUAUGUGGAUGCUGGUAUCGUUGUUGGUGCGGCUGCUGUGCAAGCUGCGGCCGCGGCAGGCGGCAGCGCGGCUGGCGGGCCUGUGGCGGGUGCUGCUUUGCGAGCUGGAGGUUGCAAGGUUCAUGUACGUGGUGGCUGCAGAAGUGGGGCUGCUACUGCGGCUGCAGCUGGAGGAGGGUCCGCGCAGCAGCACCACGGCCGUAGCACCGGCAUCAGCGUCCCCAGCAGCAUACGCAGCACCGGCUGCCGUGGCGGCAACGCCACAUCCGGCGGAGCACGCGUUCACUCCCAGCUUCAGCCUGCGGUGCGCGUUGGCGGCAGGGCUGCUACCAUGCCUAGAGGCGUUGCUGCGGAAGCCGCAGGAGGAGUGGCCGGAGGCUUACGCAACGGGCGGUAGCUCUGAUUGGGUGCUGUGGUCCUUAUUUGUGGAAUCUGGCGUGUGGCCGCUGGUGCUUGCACAUGCUCCGGCGGCGCAGGUGGCAUCGCUGGUCGCCACCCUGACAGCGGCGGUGCGGCGGCUGCGCCACGGCCACCGCUCACAGGCGGCCGCGGCCGGGGGCCGCAGUAGCGGCCGCACCAGUGGUGGCAGUAGCAAUCGCGGCGGUGACACAACCGGCAGCAGCACCAGUGGGGAUGGCGGGGCCAGCAGCUCAGCUGCACCGGCGCCGGGCACACAUGCCGCCGGCGCAGAUAUUAAUGGGCCCGACAUGGAGGCUUGGCGGCUGGGCUUUGGGGGGCUGGCCGGGCGCCUUACUAACUUGCUGGGGCAGUCCGUGCACGCGCGGACGCAAGUCUUCAAGGUAGAUGGAGGGGCGCUGGAGACACCAGGAUCGCAGGCGCAGGCGCUGGCGCAGGGGCAGCUGGAGCAAGCGCAGGAACCGACGACAGCUGCCGUGGGGGCUGCGGGCGGCCCAUGCCUGCGGCCCAGUGCCUACUCGCCGGCAGCGGAGCAGCUGCGGCUGUUGAUGAGCCUGUGCGUGUGGCAGUGGCUGCCGCAGGUCCUGUUCCUGGCGAAGAGCCAUCUGCUUGACAGUGAGGGUUUUUGGCAGUACCUGCAAGACGUGGCGGCGCACCAGCUCUCGGUUGCCGUCCUACACGCACUGCGGGCGCAGCAGCAUGCAGCUGGUGCUGCCGGCGGCGCCAGCGGUGCGGACGGCGCAGAUGGCAAGCAUGAUAGCAGCAGCAGCCUCGGCAAUAGCGGCACCUUUAACAGCACCAGCGGCAGCAGCGGCUGCUGCGUCAUUCCAGCUGCCCAGGCGGCAGAGUCGUGGCGGGCCUUCCUUCACAGCCAGGAGCUUGACGCUGAGGGUUUCCUCGCGGCGCUGCUGCGGCAUGUCGGCAACCCAAGUCGCUACAACGACGAGUACUGGUCGGCGCAUUUGCUAACUGCCAUCGGGGCCUGGGACCCACACAUGCUGGUCCGUGCAGCUAUAGCGGCUGCAGCAGUAGAUGGAGGCAGUAGCAGCAGCGGCAGUAGCAGUAGCAGCAUCAGUGCCGCAGCCAUCGUGUCGGGUGCCCGGGUGUUCGUGGAGCGUUACCAACGGCGAGACCGCGUUUGGUCUGCGUGGCCACUGCCGGAGCUCUUCGACUUCGUGGCCGCGGCCGUUGAGCAGCCGUCGCCUGCGCCAGGUGCCGGCGGAGUGGGAACCGAAAGGCCUGCAGCCGAAAGGCCGCUCCCGAACCGCUGGAGGGAGCUGCAGGCGGUGUUUGUGGCGAGCUGUGCAUCUGUCACCACGGUGGUGAACCUGAUGUCCCCAGCUGAGGUGCAGGCCCGCCUGCGCCGCCUGCCAGUCCCGGUCGCGACGGCAGUAACAGGCAACACCACGUCCGGCAGUAGCACCACUGGAGCUGCAGCUACAGCGGCGGCUACAGCUGAGGCGGGCAGCGAGCGGGGCGUGGUCCUGUGCGGCAAUCCUGCCUGCGCCAACACGGAUGGGCCCAGCGCGCUCUUCCCAGCCAGCGGCGGCAAGACGUGCGCUCGGUGCAAGGCGGUGUGGUACUGCUGCGGCGCGUGCCAGCUGGCGCACUGGCAGCAGCGGGGCGGGCACCGGGAGGCAUGCAGCAAGGCGCAGGGGCAGGCGCAGGGUUGGUAAACCCAAGUUGUAGAGGGAGGGUGUGUGCCACAAACAACAAAACGAAGCCCGUGUAGGGGGUGAGCGUGCAAUUGCUUGGACAGCAUGUUUGUGGGUGUCAGUGUCGUGUGUGUGCAUGCAAUGAGUUCCGAUCGUGUGUCCUGUCAACCAGGGGCCAGAAUCAUAUUGUGGUGUAGUGGCGUGGCUUGGCCAACGGGUAUGUUGGGAAUGGAUUCAAGUCAACAAGGACAGACAGUGUGCAUGACAUAUACCCAGGAGACUUGGCAGAAGCCUAGCAGCACCUGGCCAUGAGCGUACCGGUAGACGUAUGCGGUGUAGCGCAAUGUGCUCGAGGAAAGUGUGGGAGGUUUGAGCAACUCUGGCGGCACACAGGCAGGAAGAGCACUCGGUGUCUCGCAUGCCUGGCAGACCCCAAACCAGACGUGUUUUGCAUCCAUGCGUUUCUCGUUGGUACGGUGAAAGCUUGGGGUACUCGAUAAGAGCGUUCAAAGACGGCAGGCACAAGAAAGCGAGGUGGCAUACUAGCAGGCUGGGCCGAGGCGGCAACAGGCGGCGGCAUGCUGGGAGGGGUGGGAGGUGUGCUGCUGCUGCAUAGGGCAGCAAAUGUAAGCAUUCGCAUUU